Dunckerocampus dactyliophorus (ringed pipefish) is the source of this 8676-nucleotide messenger RNA. Its product is annotated as calmodulin-binding transcription activator 1-like. Gene Ontology annotation, biological process: regulation of transcription by RNA polymerase II. NCBI's taxonomy places the organism in Eukaryota, Metazoa, Chordata, Actinopteri, Syngnathiformes, Syngnathidae. The record is from RefSeq and is a predicted model, not a curated record. The coding region runs from base 136 to 4860 and encodes 1574 amino acids. The transcript has 22 exons. Gene Ontology annotation, cellular component: nucleus. Gene Ontology annotation, molecular function: transcription coregulator activity; protein binding; double-stranded DNA binding.
UCCUCUCUGUGAGUGUGAACGCGCAUGCCCCCCCUCCCCUCCACACCCCUCUCCUACCACCACCACUAGGUCGAGUCGAGGAGGAGGAGGAGGAAGAGGAGGAGGAGGAGGGAUGAGGCGCGCGGCGGAGGGGAAAUGGCUGCCGAAAACAAGCCGGAAGGACUGAAGAAGAUAAGAAAUCCAGAGCGAAUGGUCAGGAUUGCUGUUGGUUACACGGGACACACCCCUCCCAAGAGUGAUGACACUGACGCCAACAGUGAGCCGGGCCAGUUGAAAAUCUACCUUCCUAAGAAGCUACUAGAGUGUCUGCCCAAAUGUUCCUCUCUGCCCAAGGAGCGCCAUCGCUGGAACACUAACGAGGAGAUUGCUGCGUAUCUCAUCACUUUUGAGAAACAUGAUGAGUGGCUGACGACAUCACCAAAAACCAGGCCUCAAAAUGGCUCCAUGAUCCUCUACAACCGCAAGAAGGUGAAGUACAGGAAAGAUGGAUACUGCUGGAAGAAAAGGAAAGACGGGAAGACCACCCGAGAGGAUCACAUGAAACUUAAAGUCCAGGGUGUAGAGUGUCUGUAUGGCUGCUACGUCCACUCCUCCAUCAUCCCCACCUUCCACCGUAGAUGCUAUUGGCUGCUGCAGAACCCGGACAUUGUGCUGGUGCACUAUCUGAAUGUUCCGGCGGUGGACGAUAGCGGGAAGCCGUGCGGCCCUGUUCUCUGCUCUAUCAACACAGACAGGAAGGAGUGGGCCAAGUGGAGCAAGGAGGAGCUCAUCGGACAACUCAAACCUAUGUGUGCUGGAAGCAGCCUACACCAGAAAUGUUCCAGUGUCAAGCAGCGCAUCAUCUCCUCCAAGCAGGAGUCAGGGGCAGCAGCAGGGGGUGGCACUACAGUGGUUGCCGGCAUCGCAGCAGGCCAGCGAUCUGAGGAAGCAGAUGGCACAGAGGUCCAGAACAGUGAUGUGUCAGAGGGCCAGACUGAGCCCAGUCCCGGAGGGCGCAGGAGCAGAGCAGGUGGAGGUGACAGGAGAAAUGGCCGAAUAACUAAGCCCUCCCUGCUCCCGCAGAGCAGCAUGGAGGUGUCCUCCUCCACCUCCACUAACCAGGUGGAAGUCCCCGACACAACCCAGAGUUCCCCACUCUCAAUCACCAGUGACAUGGCUGACAGCCCAGCACUCGCCAUUGGUGCUGCUGGCCUAUCACAGAGCACUGCUGUGUUCAUGUCUGAGGUCACCACGCUGACUGGGGAUUCGGUUUACUCAGCUGGCCACACCCACCUGCUACCAUCAACACAUGAGAGUGCCACCGCUGGCAUCCUGUUGGCUGUUGCCCCUGAGAACCAGAGGUUUGCAUCAUUUCCAGGCGGGGUCGGCUUAGGAGAGGGAGCAGAGCUGGUUCUUUCCAGCUCGUUAGACUCUGGUGGAGGAGUUAGCCUUCCUGAGACUGCCAUGACGUUUGACCCUGACUGCUUCCUUAACAACCCCAAACAGGGCCAGACCUAUGGAGGAGGUGGAGGAAAAAAUGAGGGGUGUAACGGUAAUGAUGGGGGAAUCCACUGUUCAUCUAACGGAUUUGUCUAUAACCCAACCCUUGUCAACAACAUCAAGAAGGAAGCCACACCACUGGAGCAACCACUAGCCCCUCAGAGUAGCUAUGUAGGAGAGGGGACAGGCCUCAGCCCCAGCACCACCUUGGAGCAAAUGGACUUCAGUGCUGUCAUGUCAUCGCCAUGUGUCCCAAGUCUAACCCAGUCUGCUCACCACCCUUCGCCCAACCUCUUCCUCCAGGCCUCUGCACACACAAACCCGCCCUCCCAGCAGCAGACCAAUGGCACUGAGGGAGUACAGGAAUCAGAUGAAGCCCGGUCUUACAUAAGCCUGCAGAGAGACACCCCCAUCACCAACGGAGAUCCACACUCACACCUCCACCAAGCCAGCCAAGACCCACAGGCCCUUUGUGGAAGGAGUGAAAAAGGAGCAUCAGUAGCCUCUUUCCCUCUGACAAGCCAGGACACUCAUGUUGACCAGUCCAGCAGCGGGGUUCAUCAGGAGGUCGGCACCAAAGCUGCUGAGAAUGGAGGGGAGUUAAUGCUCAAGUCUGGAGCUGCUCAUGAAGCUUAUGCGAGUGUGGACACUGAGCGCUACCUUCAACCUACAGAUGACAAUGGAGGGGGUGAGGAAGGGGGAGGGGGCUGUGGAGCUGGAGGAAGUGGUGAAAAUGAAAUUCUUUGUAACGGUGUAAGCUUGUCAGGAGCUGGAGGCUCAGUGGUGGCCAGUCCUCAGUCAAUAGGUGCUGGUGCAAGCAUUGAGAGGGCACUCUACAAUUCCUCUCUCCCUCCACAAGGUGGAGGCGUAUCAGCUACGGCAGCUGGAGCAGGAGCAGCCAUCAGCCUGGAAGGUUUUGAGGCUUCAUUUGGAAGCCAGUUCUCUGACCUCAUCAAUGAUUUCAUCUCAGUUGAGGGGUCUGGAGGUGGGGUAGGGGCGGCUGUCACUGGGGUUCUGAUGCCUCAGGAGGGGGCGGUCGGGGAGGAGCAGGGCACAGGGGCAGGCCACCUGCAAGGCUCAGAAGUGGAGCAGGGAGCCUUGGGAAUGCUCCAGGAGACCGGGAGGCUGUUUGGUGUGACAGACUACUCCCCAGAGUGGUCUUAUCCAGAGGGUGGUGUAAAGGUGCUCAUCACAGGGCCUUGGUUAGAGUCAAGCAGCGAGUAUAGCUGUUUGUUUGAUCACAUCAGCGUCCCCGCUGCCCUCAUCCAGCCUGGUGUGCUACGGUGCUACUGUCCAGCCCAUGACACAGGACUAGUCAUGCUGCAGGUAGCUAUGGGCGGAGAGGUCAUCUCUUCAUCUGUGGUGUUUGAAUACAAGGCACGCGACCUUCCUGCCCUCCCUUCCUCUCAGCACGACUGGCUGUCUCUAGACGAUACCCAGUUCAGGAUGUCCAUCUUGGAGCGUCUGGAGCAGAUGGAACAGAGGAUGGCCGAUAUAACCAAUCAAAACCCCAGCUCAGAAACCAUGGCAACCAAGAGUGGAGGGGUGGAAGGAGGGGGAGCCACUGAACAGCAGUCUCAAACCUCUCCGGACCACAGUUCAUUUGAGGGUCGAGUUGUGGUUGUGUGUGAGAAGAUGAUGUCCCAACCAUGCUGGGCCUCCUCCAAUCAGCUCGUCCACAGUAAGAACUCCAGAGGAAUGACCUUACUCCAUCUGGCCGCAGCUCAGGGCUACGCUGGGCUCAUUCAGACUCUGAUCCGCUGGCGAACCAAGCACGCUGACAGUAUUGACCUUGAGCUGGAGGUGGAUCCUCUUAAUGUGGACCAUUUCUCCUGCACACCACUGAUGUGGGCUUGUGCUCUUGGUCAUACUGAUGCAGCACUGGUGCUUUACCAGUGGGACACAAGAGCUUUGGCUAUUCCUGACUCUUUGGGACGCUUGCCACUCAAUAUUGCCAGAUCUCGGGGCCACACGCGAUUGGCUGAGCUCCUAGAGCAGCUACAACAGAGUCCUCAAGCUCAAAGCCAGCCUGCUGAUAUGUGGAUGGACAGGUGGAGAGGAGGCUCUGAACUCGGUAGAAUAAGCAACAGUCACUCUUCUAACCUCAACUCAGAGGUUAGAACGAGGACAGAGAGCCAGUCAAACAACCAGACCUGGAACCAGACAGGACCCAGAGCUUCACAGGCAACCCAGGGAGAGCAGGCGGGUCCACCCCCGGCUAAGAGACUCAAACCCACCCAGCAACAACUCUCUGACUCAACCUCCAGCAACCUAACCUCUGGCCCAAACCACCUCAGUCCAAACGAUCACCUCUCCUCUCUCCCAAGCACCCAACAAACCCAACAUCCCAACCUCAGCAAUCGGAGCGCACUCCCCGCCAGCUUCAGUCCUGACUGUCCUCGGCUCCCCAGCAGCCCCCCCUUUUCCCACCUGCAGGCCAGGAUAGGGGCUUCGGGAGGGGGCGCCCGGUGGAGUCUAAGACAGACUCUGGGGCAACGUAGCCUAGCCAGGAGGAUUCUAGGGAAAGAGCGACUGGCUGUUCACCUGCGCCAAAGAGUGCUGACUGACAGAGGGGAGGAGACAGAGCUACUGACCUAUCAGGAUAACACAGAGGACUUGCAGGUGGACAUUUCAAUGCUGGCUGAUCACAUUAUGGAGACAUCCAAUGGUCGACUUAAACAAGGGACUAUGGAGACAGAAACAGACUCUGGAAGGCUGGGCCUCAGCAGGGAUGUCAGAUUGCUGUCUGGUUAUCUUGCUGAAGUAGAAAGGUUCCUUAAUGCCAAGCCCCAGACUCCCGGCCCGAAACCAACCUCUCACUCAGGGCCUGAGGCUAUGAAAGGGGAACGCUUGAAAACGGACUCAUCUUUUCUAGCCAUGACAGAAGCAGAGCAGAGAGAGCUGUAUGAGACCAUCAGGAAUGCUCUGCACUCCCUUAGAAAACACAAGGGUCCUAUUCAGGAGCAACGCAAAGAGAUUGCAGCAGUGAUUCAGCGCUGCUAUAAGAGAUACAAGCAGUAUGCACUUUAUAAGAGGAUGACCCUGGCAGCCAUCCUGAUCCAGAGCCGUUUCCGGAGUUUUCAUGAGAAGAGGAAGUUCCAACAGAGUCGCAGAGCAGCAGUCCUCAUACAGCAAUAUUACCGCUCCUACAGACACUCCCUCAGGUAUUCUACAAACAUGCAAACACACACCCUCGCUCACCAUUAUGGUCCAAAAAAAUCUCACCCUUGUGUUUUUGUCCACAGAGACCUUCUAACUAAAAAGCAGAACCAGGCUGCACGCAAGAUCCUGCGGUUCCUGCUCCGAUGCCGCCACAGCCCUUUGAUGGACCAUAGGCCCCUGAAGCGGGGUCAGAGAGCAGAAAAAGGCCAGGGGUCCUGAGAGCCCACCGCCAGGCCCCGCCCACAGCCCACUCAGCCUGUGAGCAAUCCCCUCUUUCCUCCUUCUUCUUUCUCCUCUCCAAACUAUGUUCCUCCCUGCCCCCUCUACUGUCCCUUCCAUCCUCGUCGCCCCCUUUUUCGCUCGCUCUCUAUCCUGUCUUCUCUCAAGAGGAAGAAAGAAACUUGCCAGACUGACAGAGGACAGGAUAGGUGUCCAUCAUGGCAGCUCAGACAGACAGACUACUAAGGCGAGCCCAGGGAUCUGGCUCCGCCCACAGCACUGAUCCUCCUCUGCAGUUUCACUGGGAGGCCAUCACAUUAACCUCAUGGCAUUCUUUGCACUCUUCAUGGGUAUGUUUCUUGGCAAGUCCACGAGCCAAACGGGAGCAAGUGAGGAAGCGGCUGGUGAUGUCACGGCGACGUUUGGAUGCGGUGGAAGGCUUCAACUUGCUUGCCAAAGGCAACUUUGACUUGCCGAACUCAUGCAAAACCUGUUGCGUUGUUACCCAAACAAUGAUCCAUGAAAGGAUAAGAAAACAUAAAACCAAAAAACUCACUUCUAUGUUGCAUUUGCAUGCUUCUUUUUAUUUGGCUUAUUCCUCCUCUCCAUCGUCCUGAAGAGCUUUCGUGGCAGAUCAUCCUGUUAACUCAGUAUAAUUAUCAUAUCACCCAUCACUCUGACUCACAAGGCUUACAAACCUAUCAAUCGGUCACAUGAUCAAAAGGGGAGGAACCACUUGAAUGUAAGAGGAGCAUUGUUUCCAUGAGGGUUGGGGUCUGAAUUAACGAUGUCUUAAUUUGUUACAUGGACUUUGUAUGGAGUUUGUUCUCAGAGGCGGCACUUUGCCAGCCCCACGUGGUGUGUCUGUGUUCGUUCAAUUCAAUGCAUGUGUUUGAGCCACGAGCUCCUGCAUGCUUGCCAAACUGCUUUCGUGUUGUUUCUUUUGUAUUUCUAUGUGUAGUUGUGUCUCACUGUUCUCAUCGACUUAUCCUUGCCCUGCGUAAUGUGAAUUGUGUAAGGACAAAUGACAUAUUUUGGGUGCUUUUUUUAAAAAAUUUUUUUUUAUUUAUUUAAGGGUCUGGUUAUUUAUUUAAUUGGCUCAAGAAUGGUUAAGCUUGAGACUGGUCCCCCCCACCCCCCACCCCGUGUGCUAAAAUAUGACAUGUUGCGGUGGUUUAAUGUCUCCGUUAGUUUGUUUUUUGCGUGGACCUCUAAAUCCUAACUGUGGUUUUGAGGAGAGAGUCACAUACAGUAACAUUGCCUUGACUUCUUCCUGACUCUGAGAGGUCUCUAUGCUAGCUCUGUACAGGACACGGGUCCAAUACCUACCCCUAUACAGGGCAUUGAUCCCCAUAUUAGCCCAUACGGGCAAUCAAAUCCAUAUUUUGGACUAUUGCAUAUUCCUGUAUAUAAACUGACGAGGUAAGGGGAUACGAGGACCCUGAAACUUUUUCAUAAGAGGACUGUAUUUAAGAUUAUAAAUUAUUUUACUCCCAUAAUGAGAACUUAACAUAGAGACCUGGCUACACAGGAUGGCUGUAUUGCUUGUAAAUAAUGUAGAUAUUACAAACUGAGUAAUGUGCAUGAUAUUUAAGACGAAGAAACAGCAAAAAGAACAUGUUAGUGGCUAUGGACUGUGAGAGGAUUUUAAUGGCUUCACCUUAAGAGUAUCCAGUAUAAGUGUUACUGAAAAGAACAUUUUGUUCAAGCAUGCAAAUGAAAAAAAAAUUAAUGUUAGAAUUCAAUAAGUGGGAAAACAAAGUUAGCUGAAACAAUGAUCUUUCAGACAAAACAUUUACACGUUGUGCUUUUGUUCCUUGGCUAGCAAAAAUCAAACACUUUUUUGCCAGUAGUGCCAAUUAUUAUGAAUGCUAUUUUGCCUAAUACUUUAUGUUGGGGGAAAAAAACCAACACCCAAAAGAUAUCAGCAAGAUGCACAGAGGCAACACACACACAGACAAUAAACAGUAGACAAGAUAGUAAUAGCUCAACUGUAGUUUGACUAGAGGAUGAUGUUGAAGAUGCAAUUAUGAAAAUAAUGGCGGUAAAGAUGCUUACAUUGAUGGUUUAAAUGUGGAGGCAUUGAGGGUGCUACAUUCUUUAUAAUGUGGUUGUGCUUCAGCAACAUACUACCUUUAGUUAAAACCAUUCUCACUAACAGAAUGUCUCCUUCACACUCUUUACAUAUCAUUUGAAUCCUUUUUUCUCCUCCUCAUCACUGCCAUUGUAUGACAUGUGCUUAAGAAUUCUGGAAAGCUCUGUUUAGGAAGUGCCUGCUCAAUAACAGAAAAAAAGUGCAAGCUAAUAUCAGGAAAUGUCUAUUGUAUGUUCUCCAAAUGGCUGCCAGUUACCCUUUUCUUUCUUCUAAAUUGUGUGUUAAAAGUGACAGUGGUGGACUUGGUCCACACCUGCAAGUUAGAUGCACUGAUUUGUCAGAGGUGUGAAUGAAUGCACCGACGUGUGGUGAUUACACGUUUUGCCCGCUUGUGUGUGCAUUUUACAGUAUUGGAUCCACAAAUCCACAGGAUUUUCUGUGUCCCCAGUCAAUUCAAACGUGUUAGUGUCAUCAGUGGGAGGAUCAUUUGACUUCCUGCACGGGAUCACAUUGACGUGUUCUUGUAGCAUUAACGUGAAGUAAGAACGCAGUAGUUUUCCAGAAAACAAAAGAACUGUGCUGUACGCUCUUGUCCAUUCUCUCUCUGUCUCACCCCGUGUCUCUCUCAGACGCACACAAUUGUACACAGUCAGACACACAAGAAGGCCACAGUCUUUCUCUCUGUGCUUAUGUCUUUGGGAACAGUUCAAUCUCUCCCUUAGAUUUUACUCAGGGUUAAAGAACAGGGAGAUGAUAUGUGGAGUGUCACUAAUUCAUUGCUAAAACACAGCUCUGUGUAUGCAUACUACAUGUGUGCAUGCAUAACGCCAUACAUUCAGGAUACUCUGCUUGUUUGUCCAGUGAUAACAAUCUCAUUCGCAUAUUGUAGUCUCAUUUUAUGAGGCAGUGAAUGUGAUCUAUUUGCUAAACUGUAAUCUGUGUCAUUUUUUUUAGUGAUUUCUAAGUAAUUUCUAAAGGUCAUAAACGCACAAGAUUUAAUACAAAGAAGUAGAAAAACUGUCCCAGUCACGUGUUACCUGUGUUAAAACACUGGUAAGUUGGAAGAUCUCCAAAAUGUGCACUUCCAUUAUUCCCCUCAGACACAGACUCCUCCCACCUCAGCACAACUCCUUUUUAGAUUGUCGACACACACACACACACCACAACACCCUUGCGCUUGUCAACUCACAGAUUGAAUGGCUAACACAGAGAGCGCGUGUAAAAAAAAUAAGAGAUUACGUCGAAAAAAGUAGUCUGAAAAAAGUUAAAAGAGACAGUUGCUGGUAGCCAUGCGCAGAGAUGGCCUCUGUUCUCAAUGGUGGCCCUGGAAAAUGAAUGGUAUAACCCUUCAGGCCUUGUCCUGAAGGGGGCCAAAACACCACAUUGCAUGCUAGAAUGGUAGACCCUAAUAGAUAUUCCAAGGCUUAGACCUCUCCACUCCUCUGUCGUCUGUCUCAUCUCCUGCUCUAUUCCAACCUUGCCUGCUGUUGUGUUCUCCAUGCCGAUCAUUCCUCUUCUUUUCUAGCCUGGUUUGACUUCCUAUGUUCUGCCUUUUUUUUUUGCAUGCACAAGCAUCACAAAACUGUUGAUGUUUUUAAGAGAAUAUUUUGUUGCUGAGGCCAUGCAAAGUGUUUUGAAUAUUGCCCUUAUAUGUGGAAAAUGUCCUCUGAAUGCUUUACAUAAUUUCUGCUGUAAAAUGAAAUCAGAAUAAAAAGAAAAUU